This is a messenger RNA of Astyanax mexicanus (Mexican tetra), 1672 nucleotides long. It is a transcript of the gene gatd1, whose product is annotated as glutamine amidotransferase class 1 domain containing 1. The transcript has 7 exons. The coding region runs from base 192 to 833 and encodes 213 amino acids. Lineage: Eukaryota; Metazoa; Chordata; Actinopteri; Characiformes; Acestrorhamphidae. The record is from RefSeq and is a predicted model, not a curated record.
GUUUCGAGGGGAAACUUUAGUCGAUGGAACAAUGAAAAAAAAAACGUAUAUAUUUUUCUCUCUGCUGUGAAUAAAGUUGAGUGCGCUUUUACUCGUGCUGUGUUCAGGUUUAUUCACUGUGUGCCUUUGGGACUGUUGGUCGGUGUUUUUAGUGAGGUUCAGCGGAGCGGAGCGGGUCUGUAAACAGCGCGAUGACUUCUAAAGCCACCUGCCUUAUAGUGGCCAGCGCAGCGCCUCAAGGAGUGUGUGCUCGAUCUUUCCAGCAGUCCUUCUCCCUCUGCAGUCCAGUAUUCAACCUCCAGACAGCCACACCUGGGGGGAAGCCCAUUGACUUCACUGGGGUUGAUGAAAGCUGCUCUCGGUGGGUUCAGGACUUCAGCAUCAAGCCCUACGCCAAUCCUGCCAAACUGGAAUCCAUUGAUGGUGCUCGUUACCAGGCCCUGCUGAUACCAGACUGUCCAGGAGCUUUGAAUGACCUCGCACACAGUGGCUCACUGGCACGCAUUCUAGCCCACUUCAUCUCUCAGAAGAAGCCUGUCUGUGCUGUAGGACAGGGCGUUUCUGGUCUCUGUUGUGCCACAGAAGGACAGAAAUGGAUAUUUAGUGGAUACAGCCUGACUGGACCUUCUGUGUUUGAGUUGGUGCGUUCUCCAGAUUUUGCCAACCUUCCUCUGAUCGUGGAGGACUUUGUGAAAGAUAAUGGAGGAUCAUACACAGCCAGUCAAGAGGAUGCAGUACAUGUGGUGCUAGAUCGCCACCUAGUGACUGGUCAGAAUGUUCAGUCCACCACAGCUGCAGUCAACAACCUCAUCCUGCUCUGUAAUGGCCGGUAAAAGACUCCCAUUCAGGAGCUCUAAUUCACCGUCACCUGGACUGUUUGGUGAAGCCAGGAGAGGACAGUGCUACAUGAUGGACAUGUGGACCAAAUACAACAUUGCAUGAAAAUAUAGAAAUGAAAAACGAUAUCUGUGAAUGUGACCAUUUUGUUGCCUUAAAGUAUAAAGUUUCCAAUUACCGAAUAGUUGGAGUUUGGAGGCACUUUAGACAUUUGUCUUACUCAAAAAAAAAAACAACAACAAGUGCAGAGAAAGACUGUAUGUCCUGUUAUUUUCUCACAGGAAGUCAUGUGAUAUUCCUGUAAUCCUGUAAAACCUUCAAGUAUAGGCAUCUUUCAUUUUUGUCUCUAAAAACACUUUGAUUCAAAAGUUUGAAAUCAGUGUUUUCAGUGUUAUAAAACCUUUUUGGUUGCAGAUAAAUAUGUUUGGUUCUGGUUUACACAGUAAAAACAAGUGAUUCUGAACUUUUGAACAAUAGUGCAGGUAGAAAACGAAUAAAAUAGGAACGUCUGACCAUUCCAUAUAUGUUAAUGUUGAAUUACUUAUAUUGUCUUAUUGCCAUGUUAAAAAAUGUAGUGUUGAUUGGAAGACACAAAGUCUGCAGUGUGAUGCAGGUAAUGAUAUCUGAGGACUUGAAGAUUACUCUGUGUGAUAAGUGUUGGUUCAAAAUCAAACCUUAUAAUCAUGUUUGUUGUUGAUUCACAUUGUGACAAAGAAUCACUGUAGUCACUACACCAUUUACAGGGAAUACAGAAUGUGAUUCAAUUGAAAUGUUUUAAUUUUUCAUAUAGACUGUGUUGCUGAAUAACUAUAUUAAGUAAAACAUUUUGACCACA